AUGACACGGGCCAAACGCUUCACUCUCUACACAACCAUAUUAAGCGUAAUCUACGCACUUGUAUUUUUCAAACUCGUAUCCGUUCCUCUCAUCGAAGAGGAAACGGUUGGUCAAAUCUGGCCGGUUCUGCCCUGGUGGUGCCUAGUCACAUUUGGUUCAUACUCUUUGUGGUCGCUGGGAUGGGGUCUAUUCACAUUUAGAGACUGUCAGGAUGCCUAUGAAGAGCUGAUGACCGUAUGUAUCUCUUCCGUCUCACAAUCUAUCAGGAUUCACGCUAACGAUUUGGUGUUAACACAGGAAAUUAGCAUGGCCAAGUCGGAUCUCCGUGCAAGGGGAGUUACUAUCGACUGA
Messenger RNA from Acaulospora colombiana, 351 nucleotides. The record is from the annotation of a GenBank genome assembly. NCBI's taxonomy places the organism in Eukaryota, Fungi, Glomeromycota, Glomeromycetes, Diversisporales, Acaulosporaceae.